Molecule: messenger RNA, 5568 nt
Organism: Pseudophryne corroboree (corroboree frog)
Lineage: Eukaryota; Metazoa; Chordata; Amphibia; Anura; Myobatrachidae
Product: guanine nucleotide-binding protein G(q) subunit alpha
Exons: 7
Coding region: 970-2049 (359 amino acids)
Biological process (GO): action potential; adenylate cyclase-activating G protein-coupled receptor signaling pathway; glutamate receptor signaling pathway
Cellular component (GO): heterotrimeric G-protein complex
Molecular function (GO): guanyl nucleotide binding; G protein-coupled receptor binding; GTPase activator activity
Source: RefSeq, a predicted model, not a curated record
GUGAAUUGGUUGUAACAGAAUUCCAUGCACGGAUUAGACGAGCCCAAAUAUACAGGUCUAUGUAUGUGUAUAUGUGUGUGUGAGGUGCGGCGCAGAGUGGGUGUGAGUGAGGGCAGCGCUGGCCGGGCACAGGGUGCAGUGAUUUGCUGGCAAGGCUAGGGAGACAUUGCUGCUGCUGAUGCCAUUGGAUUUGCAGCGCUCCUGUAUAACUGUCUCUCCUCGCUGCUGCUUGUUGGGAGAAGGUCCGCCAUAUUCUGCCUCACCACGCCCGGGGAGCAGAGCCAUAGAGAAGGCUGGGGGAAUGCUCGUUGCGGGCAGCAGAGGCGCCCAGUGCCAGGAGCAGCAGCGCUACAGCGGGAGGCUGGCGGCAUGAGAGCGGCGUAUUGCGCGGAAUAAGAGGGAAGCCAGCGGCGGCAGCAGCAGCAGAUCCCUGGGAGGAGAGCAGGGGAUGUGUGAGAGGGGGAAGGGCGGCAGCCACUGUUAGUACUGGGGGCUCCGGGCUGAGCACUGCAGCAGCGGUCACUGGGGGAAGUACUGGGAGUAUAACGCCCAGGAGCAGGAAGGCAGCAGCAGCCCCGCCGCACGCCUGCCCAUCCCUACUAGCGCCGCUGCGCUUCCCAUGGAUGUCACCAUGUUGUUUGCUGCAUGCAGGCUGUGAGAGGAGGAGGCGGAGUUGCUAGAGCAGGAGGCGAGUGACAGCAGAUCGGGCGUUAGGUGUCCCCUGUACUCGGGCAGCGGCUGCACCCACUCAGGGGUGCCAUCACAUCAGCUGGGGGCACACAGUGCCGGGCUCCCUCCUGUCACCUAUACAUAUAGCUAUACAUCACAGGCUGUACAUCCACCCCGCCCCCCUCCCCGCACUGCAAAUCCAGCGGCGAGCAGGAGAAGCCUUGUAGCAGCAGCAGCAGCGGCGGCGGGUGUGUGUGACUUGCAGGGUGGGGGUCUGUCUCUCUCCAGCAGUCAGGAGACAUGACUCUGGAGUCCAUCAUGGCGUGCUGCCUCAGUGAGGAGGCCAAGGAGGCUCGGAGGAUCAACGAUGAGAUCGAGAGGCAGCUUCGCCGAGACAAGAGGGACGCUCGCCGGGAGCUCAAGCUGCUCCUUCUCGGCACAGGAGAAAGUGGGAAAAGCACGUUUAUCAAGCAAAUGAGGAUUAUCCAUGGCUCCGGAUACUCUGAUGAAGAUAAGAGAGGCUUCACUAAACUUGUGUACCAGAAUAUAUUUACAGCAAUGCAAGCUAUGAUCAGGGCUACGGAGACCCUUAAAAUCCCAUACAAGUAUGAACACAACAAGGGCCAUGCACUGUUAAUCCGAGAAGUUGAUGUUGAGAAGGUAUCCACGUUUGAGAAUCCUUACGUAGAUGCAAUUAAAUACUUAUGGAAUGAUCCUGGGAUACAGGAGUGUUACGAUCGGCGUCGGGAAUAUCAGCUAUCUGAUUCCACUAAAUACUAUCUUAAUGACCUGGACCGUAUCGCAGGUCAUGGAUAUCUUCCUUCUCAGCAAGAUGUGCUCAGAGUCAGAGUGCCCACAACAGGAAUUAUUGAAUAUCCAUUCGAUUUACAGAGUGUCAUCUUCAGAAUGGUGGAUGUAGGAGGACAGCGAUCAGAGAGGAGGAAAUGGAUACACUGCUUUGAAAAUGUCACCUCCAUAAUGUUCCUAGUAGCCCUUAGUGAAUACGAUCAGGUGCUUGUGGAGUCUGACAAUGAGAACCGGAUGGAAGAAAGCAAAGCACUAUUUAGGACGAUUAUCACAUAUCCCUGGUUUCAGAAUUCGUCAGUCAUCCUCUUUUUAAACAAGAAAGAUCUUCUGGAGGAGAAAAUUAUGUACUCCCAUCUAGUUGAUUAUUUUCCAGAAUAUGAUGGACCCCAGCGAGAUGCACAAGCGGCAAGAGAAUUUAUCUUAAAGAUGUUCGUAGAUCUGAAUCCAGACAGUGACAAAAUAAUCUAUUCUCAUUUCACCUGCGCCACAGACACUGAGAACAUUCGCUUCGUCUUUGCUGCUGUCAAGGACACGAUCUUACAGCUGAACCUGAAGGAAUACAACCUGGUCUAACUGUGCCUGCUAGUUUUCCCAAUCCCCCUUUGGGUCAUUGAAGAAAUACAAGAAGGACUGUAUUAUCUAUAAGAGGAAAAGAAACAAUUUGCAUAAUACUAAUUUAUUGCCGUCCUGAACUCUGCGAAUGUUCACAGAGUUUGUAGUAAUUAUUAUUAUGAUUUUAUUUAAACGAUGUAGAGGAAAAACGAACAGCUGCCGUAAAGGUGCAGCACCAUUUUCUAGGAGAAAUCGACUUCUGUUUUGAAUUGUAAGUCGUGCACUCAUAAGGGCCGGUUUCAUUUGUAUUGCUUUUAUUUUUUAAGGAGAGAGCAGGAUGCUUUUAAUUCUGCAUGAUGCUCCGAGGCUCCUUCUUUAGGUAUUUUAAGCUUUUCCAGUUCAGAUUCUCGUAAGGUUUCCCAUAUAAUAAUGACCCCUUUCUGAGCCGCUUACACUAGUAAAAAAAAUAGGCAUACCUUUUGUGGUUUGUUAUUUUCUUUUUUAAAUUUCAGUCGUCAUCUUUGCUAAUUUAUAAACUUUUCGAAGGAUAAAAAGUAUUGAAACUGUGAUUUUUAAAUUAUUGAAAUGUAUAAAGUAGAUUUGGUUUUUGGUACUGUCUUUUGUCACUGAGGUAAGAUUUCAAGAACUCAUCAAGCAAUAGGUACGUGAGUUCAAUGCUUAGCCAUCCACAUAUUUAAGAUGACUGACAAAAUGGCAGAUAGGUGAUUGAAGUGUCUGUCUGAAAUGACCAAGACUCACUCAAAAAGGAAUAGAGAAAAUGUUUGGUUAUAUAGCGUGCCAUUUUUAUUUUUAAGGGAAGGGGGAUAAGAACUUGGUGAUAUUUUAAUUUCUACUUGCACAUCCAAAUGUUGGGAACACUAAACACUUUCCCCCGCUUUAGUGCAUUCAACUAUACAGAUUUUUAUUUUUUUUGUUACAUUUUUAUGGUAUUACAGAGCUGACUAAAAAAAAUGUGCAAAUCCAAUAUCCAGUUGCCAAAUCUGGCUCUUUAUAUUUCGUAUUUUUUUGGGGUUUUUUUGGAUUGUACAUAGACAAUUAAAAUGCCAAAACUGACUGAUUAGGUUCCAAUUUCAUCUGAUGCCUGCCAAAUAAGCCAUUUCUCUUCAUACAUUAGGUAUUUUUUCCUAGUAUUCCAUUAUAUUUGCCAAACAAGCAGUGCAUGUAUUACCUGUGCUGGUAGCCUUGUAUUUAAGGAUGUCGUCUUGUGCCCUAUAUAUGUGGAGAGGAGGUGCUAUACAGUUAAUUGUUUUUUUUUACCUUCCUAUGUCAGCAUAGAAGGACCUACAACACAGUUUAGGUGCAGUCAUUAGCUGUUCUCCCUGUUUAUAAGAAUGGUUAAAAAUCUAGAACACAUGUUAACCGGGGACCUUCUUUUAAAUUUAUUAAGAGUUGCUACUGUGCAUUUUCUGUAAGAGAUAAUAUUAAAAAAGAAAACAGUUGAUGUCAAAGUAUUAAUCCCUAAUUAUUAAAUCCAUAGAAAAAUGUUUUUCCUUUAUUCUUUCGCACAACCUUUUUCUUAAUAUUGUUUUGCCAAUUACCAGUUUGUAGAGUUUUAGCAAUCUGCCCAAUUAUUUGGGAGAGGGGGCUGCUAAACUGUGCCAUUUGUUUUAGUGCUAUGCCACAUGUGGGGUGGUGGGAGAAGGUUAUAAAUACGGACUCCACUGCCUCAGGGAUGCAAGGGAGAAUUGAUUACAGAAAUUAUGUUUCCAUUUAACCACUUCAGUCCUGAUAUACCUCUGUAUGUUGGACGCUGGAAGUAUUAAAUGUCUCUAAUGAUCUUCAAUCAAAAAAAAACUCCCUUCCCCGAGUGUUGUUUUAAUUAUUUUUUCUCUGCACCCUCAGAAAACCCAUGUAAUUUAACACUUAUAGUAAACUAAAAAUACUGUUUGUAGGUAUUGUGGAAUUAUAAAUGCUAUAAUCAUUGUACACACAUAUUGUAUAUGUAUAUACUAUAUAUGUAUAUAUAAUAUGUGGCAACAUCCGUAUUGGCUUUGUAAUCAUUAGUUUUUGGCAAAUUGAAUGUGCUGUAUUGAUAAAUAUGUAUCUAUGUAAUUGUAUUGUAUGUCUUAUAGCAUAUUCACAUUUCAAAUAUUGUUAUUUUUAUUUUAUUUUUUAGGUUUGUUUUUAUUGUUUUGUUUUUUAAGGAGAAUGUACAUUUUUAUUGGUUUAUUACUGGUCAGAAGUUUUACUUUUUCAAUAUAAAUAUUGAAUAUAAACAACUCUCAUCUAAAAUAUUUCUGAAAUGAGGUGCGUUUUACAAUGGAUGCCUAAAAAAAUGAAAACAAGUGUCUGCACUGAAGAGCUUUCAUUUUUAAGACUCCAUUAAUGUGCGUAGUGUUGACUGAUUACCGUUGAAGCGUUUUGUUCCAUACAUUAAUGGCAAUUGUUUAAUCUAUCCUCACAAGAUGAGGAUAAACUGUUGGAUACAUCUUUUCAGUCCUUGGACGUUCAGACUCUUGUCACAAUCCACUGAAGAGCCUGGACAAUUAUGACUCUGGAUUUUUGGAGGGGUAACAUAUUAAGAAAAAGUAAACAAUGUAUAUUUUAAUCUGAACAUUUUUAUUGUCCUAAUUGCACACCUAUUGCUUUUGCAAAGAGUAUUUCAUUGCAUAAACCUAAGUAUAUCACAUACGUACAGUAUAUUAUACAAGGUGUUAGAACACUUCUAAUGUAUAUAAUUGUCACCAAUGUUGAAUUUCUAGUCAGUGAAAAUAUAAAUAUAUAUUUGUUUUUGUUUUAUUUUUAAUGAUGCUGUGACAGAAAUGAAAAUUGACACUGAAGCUUCACAAGAUUUAGUAUGUAGCUUUUUUAUGUUUGUUUUUUUCAGGGUGGGGGAUCUUCUAAAUAUAUGAUCUUGUUAUUUCUAUGUACAAACUUAUUUACAGUAAUCCUAUUACUAUAGGAUGGUGAAAGUAUCUCAUCCUCUAGGGAGUACCCACGUUAAAAAAUGUUUAACCCUUUAGAUGACAGAGGCAAGAGGCAGUGCAUCGAGGCUACAAGACAGUCCUUGUGUCUUCUCAUGACAUGUUUUCUGAUCUGCUUAUGCCAUUGCAAAUGACACCAACUGAUUUCUGUGAUUGUUUAAAUUAUGACUGUUUCCAGAAAACGAACAAAUGUAUAACAAACCAAUGCAAUUAUUAUUUUUUCUAUAUAUGAUUCCCCGUCUCCCAAUUUAUAUUUCUUGUUCACAUUUAAGAAACCCACACUUGCACAAAACUAAAAUGAAUGCACAGGCGUUCCCAUUAAGAAUGUAACUACGUUUCCAGAUUAUUAAACUGUCUUGCCUUACAGAGCUCUGGAUCAGACAUUUGUGCCUCAAACCCUAAAGCUGUAGGCUAAAUAUAUAUAUAUAUAUAUAUAUAUAUAUAUAUAUAUAUAUAUAUACUGUUUUUGUUUUACUCCUUAAAUAGUUGCCAAAUGGAGUACUUUCAUUGAAUGUCCUGCAUGGGAACCUAAUCCAUAGCUACCACAAGGAAACUGUAAUAUGUGUGCUUUUGAAAUAAAUUACCUUAAACUUGA